GGCCAAUGUAGCAAGUAUGAGGUUGAUCAGCAAAUAACAAUAUUGGUUUAAAGUGUCAUUUUUUCGGCGAUAUCAGUAGAUUUGAUUCUUUCCAGGUAAGCUUAUCUUAACGGAUAUGUACGAGUCUGAACCAAUCGAAACAAUUUGUAUUAAUGAGAAUGACCAUUAUUAUGCAAAAUAGGUGACAUUUGUUAUGGACGUUUAUGAUUAGUGUUACUAGAAAGUGUCCAGUGUCAACUCUGCUCCUUAGCUGAUACAUCUAUCGACUGCUCGGGUUGUUUACAUCUUCGCCUGGCAUCCUGACGAACUGUGACCAUGUACGGCUUUGUAAACCAAGCUUUGCAAGAUUUAGUAUUGCGAGAGAGCAGCUUCGGAACUUGGGAAGAAAUACUGUAUGUAUAACAAAACAGAUUUUGUUUGUGUACUGCUUUUUGUGAUCAGCUUUACAGCGCGCAAGCGAUGAAUCUCGCGCGAAGGAAACAACUGCAUUGCUCGUGUAUCCAUAAAAGCGAGAACUUCGCUUAAGCGUGAUUGAUUACUGUUAAUCUUUAUCUCCUUAGGAAGAAAGCAAAUAUCGAUUUAGGAGAAACAGGAGAAUUCAAUCAACGGCGAAUAUAUGAUGAUCAAAAUACGUUUGACCUGCUAAGAGUCGCUUCUGAGGUUCUGGGUGAGUUUACAUUUGGUUCUUGUAUUGGCUCACUGUUAUGGUCACGGUUGGGUUUCUAUUAUUACCUGUCUCCGGAUCUGUGGUUGAAUAGAUGACCCUCGUUUUCUGAAGAAGCUAAAUAUCGGCAAAUGCCGGUCAACGCGUUAGAAAUUGCGGUAUUAUUUAUAUUUAUUUAUGCCUUUGUGGAAUGGUUUAGUUCUGAAUGUGACUGUGAAUUAAAAGCAAUUGCACGAAAUCAUAUCACUUGGCAGUGUUGUUUGCGGAUUUGGACAGAGAGUAUUUUAUAAGCCGAGAUGACCUCUUAAGACAAGUUUUAACGUUGUGAAAAAGAAAAUUGGAUCGGGAGAAAAUUCAUAUUUUUUGCAUACAUCUUGUUUUUGUUUCCUAAAGAGCUUGGGGGUUUGCAACUUUCUCAAUCACAACUACAAAUUACAUGCAUAUUCUAGAAGUGAUUCAUUUCGAUUUUGAGAAAGCUUUGUGAAAAAACUUUUUAAAAGAGCAGUUUCUAUUAGUAAUGCUAAAGCAGUAAGAAGCCAAAUGAAUUCUUCCGUGCGCUAAUCAAAAAUUGUUUUUUAACAAAGACUAAUGCGAUCAAGCAUUUAUGUACAUCAAGCUACUCAUCCAUGCUUGUAAAUAAUGCCGCGAGUUAGUAUGGUACGUUAAAAAGUAUAAUGGCGCAGAAAUUUCAGGGUAUUCUCUAGAGGAGGGAUUUGUCUUUCUGUCCCACAACUUAUGUGAUGACAAUUUUGACAAUUGCAGUAGAUCGAUUUUGACACGUCUUACAAUAGAUUAUUCAAAUUGACACCAGCAUUAACAACUACUUCAGAUGAAAAAUACCUUUUGCACAUAGCAUAAGACAAUCUGUUUUUUUUUUCCAACAGAUUAAUCUGUAAGGCCUUCUUUUAUUUGAUUUCGACUUUUGCAGCUGCCAAACAACACAUUGUUUUUGGAUUUAAGCAAAUUCUUUUUGUCUUCAGGAGCCUUUAGGGUUUCACCCCUUUCAGUGCCAAGAUCUCAUUCUCCAUUCUCCUUCUUGACUGCCAUAUAUUCUAUUAAUGUACUCUCUGAGAAUUUGGUUUUUAAAUCAAACAAUAUCCCUUGGAUGUUGUUAUAACUUAGUUUGCCCUCUUCCUCUCCCUUAAGAUUUUAAGCCUUUUCUUCCCUAAGCAGUGACCCAUACUAAAAUUUUAAUCUACAAACUUUGCUAUUUGAAUAUAAUUAAUUUGUCUUAUCAACUUUUAUUAGGGCUAUCGCACAAUUUGAUCUUGGAGAAGUUUGGGGAAAUAUUCUUCGAGUACUGCCAAAACUCUGGCUACGAGAAGAUGCUGGAUAGUCUUGGAAGCAACUUAAAGGACUUUUUCAACAGUCUAGAUGCACUGCACGAGCAUCUGCUGUAUAUUUUCCCUGGUAUACGAGCGCCUUCAUUUAAUGCCAAAGAUAGUCCGGAUGGCAGUGGGAUAGAAAUCUAUUACUAUUCUGAAAGGUCAGGCCUUGAGUAUAUGGUUGUUGGUGUUGUAAAAGCCGUGGCAAGAGAGGUCUACAACACAAAGGUGAACGUUGAGGUAGCUGUGUCUACAAACCAAGAGAAGACUUGGUCUAAGAUUGUUGUUACUCCUGAGAACUAUGAAGAUAUAAUGAAACUGAAACAACAUGAUGAGCAGAUUCAAAAGAUUGAACAGAAGUUGGAGCUAGUUACAUUGGGGUCUUGCAUCAGUAGUCAGACUUUCUGCCAAGCAUGUCCCUUUCAUAUUCUCUUUGACAAUGAAAUGGUUAUUUACCAAGCUGGAAUUUCAUUGCUGCGAGUUUUGCCUUCCAUUAAAGUUGGUGAAACUAAAGUGGAAGAAGUGUUUGAAUGUAUUCGUCCUCACAUUUCACUGACAUUUGAUAACAUUUUACAAUUUAUCAAUAAGGUAUAUGUUGUUAAAACAAAAGAAGGACUUUUAGACUCUGCUACCUUGACAACAGUUUCUGAAGAUGAUGUGGGUACCCUGGAUUUUCCUACGAUGAGAUUUCGUGGUCAAAUGAUGUACCUUCCUGAAUGUGACAGCAUCAUGUUCCUUUGUUCUCCAAGUGUUCUCAACCUGGAUGGUCUCAAUGAAAUUGGUAUGAUUCACUUUACAUAAACCCAUUAGUCUUUGAGCAGUUCCUCCUUUUCUGUGAGGUCCAUCACUUGAGUUGGUUACAUCAAUUUUUUUUUUAUAAUUUUGUUUUACUUGCACAACAGACUUUGUCAAAAGCAGGGAUUGCUCAUAGUCUAUAAACCCAUAACCCCCAUGGUCACAAUACAAAUUCUCUUUCAAAGUCUUUAUACUUUUAACAUAUAGUAUGUAAAGUUAUUUACUUAGGUUCAGGUUCAUUGAGGUUAAGGUCUGCUGUCUGCAAAAUGUGAAGGAGAAUCGUGUUAUCAUUCCUGUCAAGUAAUUUUAGUGGCAUCUGGCUCCACAACAGCCUGUGUGAAUCCAAAUAUUGAUACUUGUUUUUAUUUACGCUUAAGGUUUGUACCUCAGUGAUAUUCCAAUUCACGAUGCCACAAGAGAUCUCAUUCUACUCUCUGAACAGCACAAUGCAGAAUCACGUCUUUCUCAGCGACUUGAGAUACUGACUGACAAGCUUCAGCAGACCUCACGUGAGCUGCAGCAGGAGCAGCAGCUUACUGAUAGGCUCCUCUACAGCAUCUUACCGACAUCAGUUGCAAAUGACCUCAGACUGAAGCGACCAGUAAUGGCCAAAAAAUAUGAGAUUGUGACAAUUAUGUUCAGUGGUAUUGUGGAUUUUACAAAUUAUUGUAAUCAGAGCAGUGAACCAAUGGAAAUUGUGGAACUUUUGAAUGAGACCUAUAUCAGGUUUGAUGCUCUGGCAGACAAGAACAAUGAAGUUUUUAAGGUACAAUAUAAGAACAAAAACUUUCUGGGAAAACAGGCAUACAUUGCUAUUUUAGUAGAAUUGUCUCUACUGAAAAACCGAGCUAAUUCUGGCCAGAGACUUCCCUGCCCUAAGCGUAGGAGGUAGCCUGUUAGCAGGCAAGGGAGAAGCUGCUUUCAAGCCCCAGAGGUGGUCAUUGUAUUGUGUCCUUUUGCCAGACAUGUUGCCUAUUUCCAAUGAGGAAUAUGGAUAGGUAUGAAAGAGAUAUUUUGGAAACUCAUUGAGAGAUGGGGGGGGGGGAUAAUCUGAGAUGGAUCUGUGACCCAAUUGAGGAGGCAAAACAAUACUAUGACUUAUUUUAUUCCUGGAGAAGAAAAGAUACUAUUUGUUCUUGUAGCCACUGCAAAGGAGAGCCCCUGAUCUUAUGGUUAGCAGGCUCAACUCUGGGUUAAGAAUCCUGGGUUUGAGACCAGGCUGGGUCAUUGUGUUGUGUUCUUGAGCACGGCACUUUACUUUCAUAGUGCCUCCUCUACCCAGGAGUACAACCUGGUUCCCCCCAUGAUGUGAGGCGUAACCUUACCUUACCUUACCUUAUGCUCAUUUUACAGGUUGAGACAGUUGGAGACAAAUACAUGGCUGUGAGUGGGUUGCCAACAAGGUGCACAAAUCAUACUGCUAACAUUGCAAAUCUUGCUCUUGACAUGAUCGACAUUGUUCAGGAAGUGAAUGCACGUGGUAGAAAGAUGCAGGUAAUAGUAUGUCUUUAAAAGUCAGCAGAUGCAAUCAUGCUUACAUGGAAUUGGGGCUGUUCAAAGUGUGAUUAUUUUUAUUUUAGUUAAAGUGAUAACUUAUGUGUGAACUCCAAGAGAUGUGCUUUUCUCAUGUUAGAUCACAAUUGGAAUUCAUUCUGGGGAGGUUGUGGCUGGCGUUGUUGGACAGAAGAAGCCCCGCUACUGUCUAUUUGGAAACACUGUCAACCUGACAAGUCGCACAGAAACUACUGGACUGAGAGGAAAGAUAAAUGUGACAGAAUAUGCCUACAGGUCUGUCACUGAUUGGGAUUAAUGAGUUUGAGUUAUAGGUUUAUAGGUUAACCAACCCAUAUUUUGUCUCCUAAAGCCCCAUUCCCCCCUCCCAAACUUUGAGCACCUCCCUCAGAGAUACCACCCCCAAGGAAUUUGGCCUUUCAUUCCCCUUCCUCAGUCACCAGCCAUGUUUAUCGGAUCCCCCACAGUAAUACCACCCCUAAGGAUUUUGGCUUUUCCCUCUCCCCUCCUUGGUCAUCAUACCCCCUAGGGAUCCUACCCCAGAGAUUCUAUCUGCAGGGAGCUUGGCUGUUCCCUCCUCCCUAAUAAGUCACCAAUUGUCAAAGCCAAUAAUUGUAAUUAUUGGAUCCACCCUCAGGAAUACCACCCUAGGGAUUUUGCCUUUUCCCUCCCUCCUCCCUAGUUACCAACCAUAAUUAUUGAAUCCUUCUCCAAGGAUCCCAACCUAGGGAUACCACCCUCAGGGGUUUUGCCUUUUCUCUUUUCUCUUUUCCCUCCUCCCCCUCCUCCCUCCUUAGUCACCAGUAGUUAUUAUUGAAUCCACCAGGGAUGCUACACCAAGGAUUCCAUCUGCAGGGAUUUUGGCUUUUCCCUCCUUCCCAAGAGAUUCCAUCAGCAGGGAUUUUGGCCUUUCCCUUCCCCUUCCUCAGUCAUCAGCUAUUAUUAAUUUGAUAAUGAAUUUAAAUUUAGAUAGUAAUUUACAUGUUGUUGCAUGUUGUUGCAUGUUGAUCACAAAUCAAGGUAUUUAGAUUCUGGGAGUGAAGAGGUUAUUUAAUGACUACAAUUUGUCAUUUUCUUUCUCUUCAGAUCGCUGCUGUGCCAGCCACAUGAUCACUUUGUGUUCAAAAAGCGAGGACCUGUUACUAUGAAGGGAAAAGCAGAACCAAUGAUAACAUACAUCUUGCAGAGAAAGGAAAGCAGUGACAUGCUUAGGAGUGUGAUGUGCUCAGGGUUGUAGCUAAGAAAUGAGGCUGGUGGCUGAAAAUUCAAGUAAGGCAGCUCAAUGAUAGUGUUUGAUAUCGAACAAUUGUAUGUAUGUGUUGUACAUGCCUGUUGUGCUUCACCAAGUGACUACUGGCCAUUUUUUUGCAGGCAGCUGGUGCUUAGUGACAACCCUGAGUAUUAGUGUUGUAAAAUCAUGCAAGUAGAAAGAAAAUAUCCAGUUCCUUGCAUUUAUCCAUUAGAUAAUCAAAAGAAAAUCCUAAAGGCAAUGUAGACAACAGUAAGGAAGGUCCUAAAAGCAAUGUAGACUAGAGUAAGGAAGGUCAUUUUGUUCAGCUAUUUAGUUUUAUUUUUGUUUUGUUAUUUGUUUGUUUGUUUUUUUUAAUUGUGAGCACUAAACUUAGAAUUAGAAUAGCAAACAUUUUACAAAAAGAACAUUUCUGAAUGUGGAAGAUACGAUGAAAAAUAGUUCAGCUGGACUUUGGGCCAGAAUAUCUGGCUCCAAUCCCAGACCAGAUCUGUGUCAUGUUCUUGUGUAUGGUACUUUACUCUUGCAGUAUCCCUUUUCUUAGAGGUGUAAAUGGUUUCUAUGGAACUGUUAGGGAAAAGUAAUGAAAUGAAGGGGG
Pocillopora meandrina is the source of this 6143-nucleotide messenger RNA. NCBI's taxonomy places the organism in Eukaryota, Metazoa, Cnidaria, Anthozoa, Scleractinia, Pocilloporidae. The record is from the annotation of a GenBank genome assembly.